Messenger RNA from Brassica napus (rape), 681 nucleotides. RefSeq names its product 50S ribosomal protein 5, chloroplastic. NCBI's taxonomy places the organism in Eukaryota, Viridiplantae, Streptophyta, Magnoliopsida, Brassicales, Brassicaceae. The record is from RefSeq and is a predicted model, not a curated record. The coding region runs from base 133 to 546 and encodes 137 amino acids. The transcript has 2 exons.
CCGGAUUGAACCGGAUCAAAUCCAAUCCGUUCGUUAAUAAGACGGACGGAGAGAGAAGGUGAAACAAAAGCCUUAUCCAGAAACCAAACUUCAAAUGACUGUCUGAAGGCGAAAUUCUUCAAUUCGAAGAAGAUGUCUCUUCUCUGUUUCAAUCCUCUCGCUCCUCUCUCUUCUCAAAGGCUUCAGCUUUCGUCUUCCGCUUCACCAGUUUUCAUCCUUAAACCCAAUAGAGUCUCACUCAAUGGGUACAAUUUGAGCAUUAGCAAUGGAAGAGCAGUGAUUGUGAAGGCAGCUGCUUCUGGCGUGGACGGAGCUGAGGCUGAGAGCAAUGAGGAACCACCUAAGACUGUUGUUGCUGCUGUUCCUGUGGAUAAACUACCGUUGGAAUCAAAAGAAGCUAAAGAGAAGAUGUUGCUGGAACAGAGGAUGAAGAUGAAGCUGGCCAAGAAGAUUAGGCUAAGGAGGAAACGUCUGGUUCGUAAGCGGAAGUUGAGGAAGAAAGGUCGAUGGCCACCUUCCAAGAUGAAGAAGCUCAAGAAUGUCUAGACAUGAUGAUGAUAUGACUCUUUGUCUUUGCUGUCUUUUUUUUUUUUUAAGUCAACUUUUCUUGAAAUGUUGUUUGUAAACUUUCUGGAACCAUUUUUAAUGCCUUUUGAAAUGCAGCCAUUGCUUUUGGAUUGA